Arabidopsis thaliana (thale cress) is the source of this 180-nucleotide messenger RNA. RefSeq lists its product as uncharacterized. Bases 1 to 180 code for a protein of 59 amino acids. The transcript has a single exon. The record is from RefSeq and is marked reviewed. Lineage: Eukaryota; Viridiplantae; Streptophyta; Magnoliopsida; Brassicales; Brassicaceae.
AUGGGUGAACCUGAGAUUGGUUUCGUACCUGGAUGUGAUUGUACGAACCUGAGAUUUUUUUUGUGCAUGGUAAUGGGCGAGCGUGAGAUUGGUAUUGUGUCUGGUGAUUGGACGAGCUUGAGAUUGGUUUCAUGCCACACUACGCCGAUGAAAUUUCUAUUUAGCGUUAUUGUUGAAUGA